AUGUCUUCGAUUGAAGAUUUUAUCAACCUCCAAGUUCCUUCUGUAGUCCAUAAAGAUGACUGCGGCUAUUGUUUUGAGACCAUGUAUAAUGACGAUACGAAAACAUCACACAGUUUAAACAUCUGUUUGAGAUGCUUUCAGAGCUUCUGCUCCGAUCAUACCAAUCUCCACGAAGACGUUACACAACAUGAGUUGAAUGAAAGACAUGAUUUCUAUUUAAAGCUCACUAAAGUCAAGAAACCAGAUGCGGAGCACCCUGUUGAAAAGAAGCUCAAGCUGGAAGUGACAGAGAAGAGCGACGAUGACGCUUACGACUCCUUUUGGUGCGUUGUUCAGGGCACCACGACUUUGGUCGAUCAUGAAACUAAACCUUCCAAUCCUGAAGUACAAAGUAAGGUGGACCAUAUUUUGAGCGCCCGAUCUAACAAUUUUCAACAGAUGGCCAGCUCUUGGCAAUUAGAAGUCAAGCCGUGCAUUCAUGUGGACUCUUUAACAAUUGCUUCAAGCGAACCACAAAAUAUAGGUAGCAGUUGUGCUGAAUGCGGACUGGAAAACAACCUGUGGCUCUGCCUCCAUUGUGGCCACUUGGGCUGUGGCCGACAGCAAAUUGGUAUACAAGGUCAGUCUCAUGGAUUGUCGCAUUAUCAAGAAUAUCCGGAUCAUUCGUUAGCCGUGAAGUUGGGAUCUCUUAGUUACUCAUCUUCAGAUGUUUACUGUUACUGCUGCGAUGACGAAGUUCAAUUUGCUAAUGCAGAAAGUUGGACCAAAUUAUUGGGACAUUGGGGUAUCGAUAUCCGCGGCAAAGUGGCUCAGGAGAAGACCCUUGUGGAGCUACAAAUUGAGCAGAACAUGAAUUGGGAUUUUCAGAUGGUCGAUUCGCAGGGUCACGACUUGCAGCACUUAAAAAGCUCUCAAGAAUAUGGCUGCGGUCUGAUAAAUCUGGGCAAUUCUUGCUACAUGAACUCUGUACUCCAGAUUCUAAUGAAUGGCGGCAUAUCUUCUUGGUCUCUAGACCAACUCGGCGAUUUUCCUACCGAUGUCGUUUACGUCUCUAGCAACCUCAAAUGUCAGCUCAUUAAAUUGAGGAAUGCCAUGAAGAUUGAUCCUGCUAAGUAUUCCCGCGGUGUGAGACCAUCUACUUUCAAAAAUUGCGUCGGUGCGACACACGAGGAAUUCAGCUCAGGGAGACAGCAAGAUGCACUAGAGUUUUUCUCCUAUUUCACCGAUCUACUUGAUAACAAAGUUUUUGACAAAGCGUCUUCUAACCCUAAUGAUCUCUUAAAGUUUACACUUCAAGAUCGGCUCGAGUGCACGCAAUGCCAUGGUGUCAAAUAUUCGACGCAGGCCUCUGAUUACUUGCAGGUCCCCCUUUCAGAAACAGACAAACCCCAGGUUUUAGCUGAGCAGAUUGCGCGUUAUUUUGAAGGCGAAGAAGUGAGCUUUACAUGCCCCGCCUGUAGCAAACAAGUAACUGCCGUGAAGUCAUCAGGAUUUCAAUCGUUUCCCGACACUUUGGUGGUAAGCCCUACGCGGAUCAAAUUGGUCAAUUGGGUACCCACGAAGACCUCCCAAGAGGUUUUAAUGCCAGGAAUUCAGGCUACUGACAAAACCCCUUUGAAUCUAGGUAUUUUCAAAUCUCCUGGGUUUAAUGGCGAGACUGAGCAGUUGUUGCCAGAAAAUGAAGAGACCGCGGUCUUUAUACCUAGCGCUCAGAGCGUGAGCAGUCUUUCUGAAAUGGGGUUCACGGAAAACGCGAGCAUGAGAGCUCUUUACUUUACAAACAAUAGUAGUACUGAGGACGCCAUGAACUGGCUAUUCCAGCACGUCGAAGACUCUGAUCUCAACGACCCUUUCGUGGUGCCAGCUGCCAUAGAUGUGACAGCGUCAGUCUCGGCAUCGCACCUAGCCGAUAUGAUGUCUAUGGGUCUCGAUUCACAGCUAUGCCGUAAAGCCCUAGUUUUAAACAAGGGCGAUGUCAGUGCUAGUGUGGAAUGGGUUUUCAACAACUUAGAUGACAACAGCAAUAUUCAAGAAGAACAGGCCGAGCCCGAAGUUGAAAGAAAGGUUUACGGUUGUCCAGACCAGUCCCGGGCGAACUACUUGUUGAAGGCAGUUAUCUGUCACAAGGGCUCCUCGGUCCAAUCAGGCCACUAUGUGGCCUUCAUCAAGAAAAAGGUCAAGAACGAGACAAAAUGGGUUCUAUAUAAUGAUGAGAAGAUUGUUGUCGCCGAUGAUAAAACCAAUAUCGAGGAGUUGAAGAAGAAUGGCUACAUCUACCUCUUCCAAAGAUGUUAG
Messenger RNA from Lachancea nothofagi CBS 11611, 2295 nucleotides. The record is from the annotation of a GenBank genome assembly. Lineage: Eukaryota; Fungi; Ascomycota; Saccharomycetes; Saccharomycetales; Saccharomycetaceae.